This is a messenger RNA of Anopheles bellator, 537 nucleotides long. RefSeq lists its product as uncharacterized. Bases 1 to 537 code for a protein of 178 amino acids. NCBI's taxonomy places the organism in Eukaryota, Metazoa, Arthropoda, Insecta, Diptera, Culicidae. The record is from RefSeq and is a predicted model, not a curated record. The transcript has 4 exons.
AUGUGGAGCAUCGUGGGUUAUACGUUGCUGUUUACCGUUGCUCAUGCCAAAUUCGUGAUGGAGUUUAACAAGGUGUUUAAGCCGUGCCCUCGCUUUGCAAGUAAGCCUUUUGCGAUCGAUACGUCGAAGAUGCAGAUCUUUCUCUCGGACGACGACGAACUGACACUGAACGGAGAGCUUGUUUUCGUCAACGAUUUGGUUGCACCGGUCGGGCUUGUGUUCUACACGCAAAAGCUAGAGCACGGCGAAUGGAUGCCCAGGCCGUACGGAAAACAGGUCCUGGACAUGUGUGCCGUCAUUACCUCCCCGAUGGAACUCUGGUACAGCAUUACGCGUCACAUGAACCAAACUCGCUGCCCGUUCCGGAAAGGUCAUGUGGAACGCUUCGAUAUGGUUAGCCUGGGAACGUUCGGUUUAGACGAUUUUAUGGAGCAAAUGGUGGGCGACUGGAAAAUCUUCGCCGAGUUGACGGUCCGUUCCCCGCUGUUGAUGGAUGUUUCGUGUGCAAUGUGUGAAGUGUCAGUGAUAGAACACUAA